Molecule: messenger RNA, 1751 nt
Organism: Glossina fuscipes
Lineage: Eukaryota; Metazoa; Arthropoda; Insecta; Diptera; Glossinidae
Product: galactosylgalactosylxylosylprotein 3-beta-glucuronosyltransferase S
Exons: 5
Coding region: 223-1374 (383 amino acids)
Biological process (GO): carbohydrate metabolic process; chondroitin sulfate proteoglycan biosynthetic process
Cellular component (GO): Golgi membrane
Molecular function (GO): galactosylgalactosylxylosylprotein 3-beta-glucuronosyltransferase activity
Source: RefSeq, a predicted model, not a curated record
UUUUAAAACAUUAGAAAAAAAUAUAAAAUAAAACAAAAAUUUAAAUAAUAUUUAUUUUUGAGAACAUGAAAAAGGAAAAUAAUUUUUUUCAACUCUAACCUGUAAUUAUAUAAGUGGACUUAUUUCGUCGAGGAAAGAAGCAUUCGGCGACGAAAUAACUGGCAAACUAGUGGAUAUGCACAAUAUUUAUUAUUGCUUAUUGAAUCCUGAUUUACCAUAUUAAUGUUCUCUUCUUCGAAACAAGAAAAAAUGUCCUUAUCAGCAAGUCGUUUACUGUGGCCUAAAACUGUGUUCGGUCGACGAAUAUUUGUUGUUAUUAUGAUUCUAGUAACGCUGUUUCUGUACGUUGCAUGGUGCAUAGUCGACGAUUGUGUCAUAGAUCUUAGUCAUGGAUUUGGUACUAUGGACAUGCUGAAAAGAUACACUCAAGAUGACAUUGGAUUGAACGAACAACUGAAAUUUGUAUGUGAAGAGAAUUUUCAAGAUACGCGUUUAUACAUGCAAGAUAAACGACAAGAAGAUUGGAAAAAUUUGUCCAUGAUAUAUUUUGUUACACCUACCUAUCCCCGCAAAGAACAAAUACCGGAAUUGCUGCGACUUGGAUACACCUUGCAGCAUAUACCGCGACUUCAUUGGAUAGUAGCGAACGAUUACAACAGCUGCAAUCCCUAUCUGAAUACUUUUCUGUAUAGGUUUCACAUUCCGUUUACACAUUUGAGCAGUCCUAUGCCUUCCCAAUUUAAUAACGCUAAGGCUAAACCACGAGGGGUUUCGAACAGACGAGCUGCCAUGGAAUGGUUACGAAGCCGUAACAUUACCUCAGGAAUACUAUAUUUUGGGGAUGAUGAUAAUACCUACGAUCUUAAAUUGUUUCAGGAAAUACGUGACACAAAGCGUGUAUCGAUGUUCCCUGUUGGUCUUAUUGCAAAUUACGGCAUUAGCGGACCUGUAGUCCGAAAGGGAAAGGUUGUUGGAUUUUUAGAUUCUUGGGUCGCCGGACGUCGUUGGCCCGUAGAUAUGGCAGGAUUUGCCGUGAAUUUAGCUUACAUGACUGAACAUCCUAAUGCAAGUAUGCCGUUUGUGCCUGGCUAUGAAGAGGACUACUUUCUGCGAAGUCUUGCUUUAAGAUUGGAUAUGAUUGAACCUAAGGGCAAUAAUUGCACUGAAAUUUUAGUGUGGCAUACGCAAACAAAAAAUCAUGAGCCAACAACUGUACAAAUUAGUCGAGACUAUCUUGACAAUCGUUCAAAUUUGGGCCUGCUUUUUGAAUCUCUAUCGAAUAUGGGUGUCGCCAAGGCAUCAGAUCGUGGAGGGGCAAAAGCAAUUAUUAGCAAGAAUGGAAAAUCCAAGCCGCUAAGCUACUUUUUAAGUUGAGACUGUGCGUUUAUUUCACGAACAUUUUGCUUUAUUUAGUUUGAAAAUUGCACUUAGUAGAGUAAAGGAUUUGCGGGAAAUAAUUCUCCCGAAAAACUAGUCAUAAUUGUAUUAGAAUAACUUAAAAAUAUAAUUGUAAUAGAACGAAUUCAGCGUAUAUCGGUGUGAAUAUCGUUUCCAAUGACUUGGUGCUGCAGACCUAAAAUUUUUCCUCUCAUCCAUUUUGCAUUAGUUAUGCUAAUAAUUUGUUAAACCGUUGUUAUUUUUAUUUUUUUUUUUUUUUAUGUGUUUCUUUGUCACGUUUUUAAUAGAACGUAGUUAUAUAUUAGCGUAGUUCGAUAUUCGAUUAUUUUAAAUUAUUAUAUUUUUGUAAUAAA